This is a messenger RNA of Orussus abietinus, 2324 nucleotides long. Its product is annotated as long-chain-fatty-acid--CoA ligase 5. Gene Ontology annotation, cellular component: membrane; endoplasmic reticulum. Gene Ontology annotation, molecular function: long-chain fatty acid-CoA ligase activity. Lineage: Eukaryota; Metazoa; Arthropoda; Insecta; Hymenoptera; Orussidae. Gene Ontology annotation, biological process: long-chain fatty acid metabolic process. Bases 209 to 2179 code for a protein of 656 amino acids. The transcript is spliced from 8 exons. The record is from RefSeq and is a predicted model, not a curated record.
UUGCCCGAGCGGGCGUAAACGGGCGUGCGAACACGCCGAGCUCGUUCCUCGAUAUCUCAUAGAAUCAUCGUUCAUUUGUUUAGUCCGUUGUUGCGCCAUAUUUGGAAAUAUUGUAAUUACUCGGUCGCAUCGCAAGCGGAAUCCCAGCCAGGCGCUAACACCUGGAAAACGACGCCGACUCCUUCGCCGAGGCGAAGGAGCCUCCAAAAUGUCGGGCUGUUUCUUUCACGAGUCGCUCCGCUUACCGAUAGACCUUAACGAGCAGUCGGAAGUACUCAAGGGCGCCGAGAUCAUCAGGGUCUCGAAAUUCUUCAAGGACUGCAAGGACGGCAGGUUCAUCAGCUACGUCCAUGACGACGCCAGGACCCUCUACGAGUCUUUCAGGAAGGGAGCCAAAGAGUCCAAUAAUGGACCGUGUUUGGGGUGGAGGGACGGGCCAACAAAGCCUUAUCAGUGGCUGCACUACAACGAGACCCUCCUCAGGGCGAAAAAUCUAGGCUCGGGUCUAAUCGCUUGUGGAUUGACUCCUGGACCGCAGACAUUAAUCGGUCUCUACAGUCAGAAUUGUCCAGAAUGGAUUCUCACCGAGCAGGCUUGCUACACCUACUCCUUGGUGGUGGUUCCUCUGUACGACACCCUGGGGCCGGAUGCCUGUGCCUACAUCAUCAACCAGGCUGAGAUUAAUCUAGUAGUCUGCGAGGACGACAAGAAGUGCAACUUGCUGCUGGACAAGGCCCCCAGGUGCCUCAGGAAGCUGAUCGUCGUGAAGGAGACGAGGCCGGCGACGAACCAGCGGGCGAAAAAUCGCGGCGUGGAGCUCCUCAGGUUCGACGACGUCGAGAGGGUCGGGGCCAGGAAGGACCACCCUGAGAUGCCGCCCAGGAGCACCGACCUCUGCACCAUCUGCUACACCUCCGGGACCACGGGGAACCCCAAAGGAGUGAUGCUGACCCACCAGAACGUCAUGGCAGGCAUCAGCGCCGUCGUGCUCCAGCUGGGGGAACACAGACCCACCUUCAGGGACACCAUGAUCAGCUUCCUGCCGUUGGCGCACAUGCUGGAGAGGUGUUGCGAAAACGGGAUGUACAUGGUCGGCGGGGCCGUCGGGUUUUACAGCGGGAACAUUAAGAGACUUACCGAAGACAUGAAGGCCUUGAAGCCGACCGUCAUGCCCGCCGUGCCCCGACUGCUCAAUCGACUCUACGACAAGGUCUCGACGGAGCUCCAGAGCUCCUGCCUGAAGAGGCUGGUCUUCGGGAUGGGACUGCGCGCCAAGGAGGCGGAGAUCAAGAAGCGCAUCAUCAGGAACAACAGCUUCUGGGACCGGGUGGCCUUCAAGAAGAUCCAGGACAGCAUGGGAGGCAGGCUCAGGUUGAUGAUCGUAGGCUCGGCCCCCCUCGCGGGGAACGUCCUGACGUUCGCCAGGUGCACCCUGGGGUGCAUGGUCGUCGAGGGCUACGGGCAGACCGAGUGUGCAGCUCCCAUCACCCUUACUGUCCAGGGCGAUCACGUCCCGGAGCACGUGGGACCCCCCGUGGCGUGCUGCUGCGUAAAACUCGUCGACGUCCCCGAGAUGGAAUAUUUCUCGACGAGCAACCAGGGCGAGGUCUGCGUCAAGGGUACCAACGUCUUCGUCGGGUACUACAGGAACCCCGAGAAAACCGCGGAAACUAUCGACGCCCAGGGCUGGCACCAUACCGGCGACAUAGGCAUGUGGCUGCCGAACGGCUCGUUGAAGAUAAUCGACCGUAAAAAACACAUCUUCAAGCUCUCGCAGGGGGAAUACAUCGUCCCUGAGAAAAUAGAAAACAUCUACGUGCGCAGUCAGUACGUGCACCAAGUGUUCGUUCACGGGGAGUCAUUGAAGUCUUGCGUCGUCGCCGUCGUCGUGCCCGACGUCGACGUCGUCAAAUGCUGGGCCGUUGAAAAUAAAAUCCCUGGCACCCUGAGCGUUCUCUGCGCCAACCCCGAGGUCAAGAGACUCAUCCUGGACGACAUGCUCGCCUGGGGGAAGGAGGCCGGGCUAAAGUCCUUCGAACAGGUGAAGGACAUUUAUCUCCACCCUGACCCCUUCUCCGUGCAGAACGGAUUGCUGACGCCUACGCUGAAGACGAAACGACCUCAGCUUAAGGCAUACUUUAAACCACAACUGGAAGAUCUCUACCAGCACCUGGACUGAUCGAUCAUACAUUCGAAGUCUGAUCUCUCACCUGGAGAAAAAACACCUGUCGCGCCUCAUUUUAACGUGCCCUUAUCAGGGGCACCGCGAUUACAGUCGAUAACUAUGAUCGAUACUAUGAAUAAUACUAGUUACCGUAAUGUCA